AUGGCAUUCUACGCUCCCGUCGACAAUAUUCCAGAUCCACACUAUCCCAUUGACCCCCUUGGCAUUGAGAGAAGAUGGCUGAUCGAAGCCCCGAUCAACUCCGUCGAGGUUCUUGAGGCUAUACUCAAGCCGGCAGUGCCUUAUAAGGUUCAUCAAGCCCGCCCGAUACGCCAAUAUCGGCCGGGUCCUCUGACUCAAAGCGAACAGAAUUUGCAAGACUGUCGGAAUAGACUCUUUCUGGACCGCGAGGUAUCGUUUGUAAUCCUUGGCUUUAGGGAAUGCUAUCGCCUCUCCGACUGGUUCGAAAAGCGUGGGUUUUGGAGCCCCCCCUUUAGCCAAUUCACAAUCCCGUGGUUCAGUACGAAGAGGGGCAAAUAUCUCAGCCCUGUGGAGUUUGCGCUGUUUUCCGAGGUGAGCGACCACACCAGAGCAAAUGGUCUCACUCGCGAAAGCGCAACGCGGGCUGUGCUCGAAGAGUUGGGAUUGCUCGGUCAGAGUUUGUCAAGAAGUCUUCUACCUCAUGGCGCCGUAGCUCUUCCGGAGAACUCCACCGCCUGGAUCAAAGGCCGCCCUGGGACAACAAGCGAAUACACCGCGUCUGCCGAGCAGAUCUACGAAGCACGCCGCAGUCAUGACCAAAAGCACCGACCAGCCCUUUCGGCUGAGUCGGAGCACGGACAGACCACCUCCUCCAUGUGCGAAGCCAUUUUGGACGAAUUCUUCGCAGACUUCCUCGCCCGGCAAUGCCAGUCUGAUCGCAGCCAACUUUAA
Messenger RNA from Coniosporium apollinis CBS 100218, 771 nucleotides. RefSeq lists its product as uncharacterized. Lineage: Eukaryota; Fungi; Ascomycota; Dothideomycetes. The record is from RefSeq and is a predicted model, not a curated record. Bases 1 to 771 code for a protein of 256 amino acids. The transcript has a single exon.